GUCGGGAAAAAUAAGUUUCGUCAGGUUGACGCUAAAUUCUGAAGUAGGUAGUGACCUGUGAUUAAGUUUAGUGGGGGCAAGAUGAAGUGGCAGCUUUCUGUUUGCGCAUUUUUGGUACUUGUGGGUUUUAGUAGUGGUUCAACGAUAAAAUUCGAAGCUUUCAAACCCGCUCAGCUUAGUCACUCAUACCAUGCUACUGUGUUUAGAGACGAAUGUGCAAGCCCUCACUUGACAUGCGUUCCAAAGGAUGAAUGCGUGACGGUUACUCCUGGUGGCCAGCUUGAAGGGAGAAUAUGCCCUGUAAACUUUGGGUUACUUUGGUGGCUACUGCAUGUUUAUACCCACCAAUGAGAAAGUGUACUCUCGCUCGCAAGUACAGGUACAGGACUACUGUGAACUCCUGAAUAGCAGAUCUUUCUAUAUCCAAAGCUCAAGGGAAUGGACUGAGCUGGAGAAUUUGGUCCGGUCAAGGAAAGUGGAUUUGAAGAUAGACAUCUACUAUUGGCUGGAUGCUUACUGGGAAGACAAAACCCGGGAUCGAUGGGAGUGGCGUACCACAGAGGAAGAGAUACAGUGGGAGAAGAUUCUGAAAGGGACCAAGUGUGGUGAAGAAAACUCUUAGAAUUGUGAGUGAGAAGAAAGAUUGUAUGGGGUUCCUCUACAGCUCGUCGAAAGACUGCCUUCUGUUGCACAAGGUGGACUGCUUUAAGAAACAACUGUUCCUUUGCAAACUGGGUGUUCACGACAACAGAUGCAAUGAAAACUCCAAUAACUUAUGCUGUUACUCCUCUUCAUAUGAUUAUUAUGCACAGAAUCUCUUGGGAGGUCCUGGUACUCACAGCUCCUUCGGAGAUGCCAAGGAAGAAUGCUGGAUUAACAUACCAGCUAUUGGGAGCUUGGUGGAGUGUGAUAAAGCGUUGGAUAUAGUGGGCAGGUUUCAGCCCUUCCCAGAGCCUGUGAGGAUUGACACUUCUUACUAUUAUUUCACAACAAACGAUUGUAGAGGGGAUAGGCUGGCUGUGAUUCCCAGUCGUGAAGUGCACAACUUUAUUGUUGGUUACAUGCUCACAGAAGAGAAGACCUUCUCGGACUUCAGGUUUAUAAUUGGCUUAAAGUAUGAUGCUGAUGAUGACAGAUUUACCUGGGAUAAUGGUAAGUUAAUAGACUACUAUAACAAAACUUACUGGGCUGAUGGUCAGCCAAACAAGAGAAGCGGUUUAGGGCCAAAACCAUGUGUUGCCUACAAGAAAACUGGAGUUAAUGCUUUUUCAUGGCACUUAAUCCCAACGCCUGGGUGUGAAGGUGGAGAUGCAGUCAAGGUGUGUGAACUACCAAUUCGAAGCACAAACAUUGUUCCAACACAGCAGAAACUGCAAUGUGGCCAAAGACUCGAAAGAGGUGUUCUUGCAAGAUCAACGUACUAUGACUUCGACUAUAACCAGGCCCAGUAUGGAGAAUUCCCCUGGCAUGUUGCUGUAGUCCAGUCACAAAACUACCACGGUGGAAUAGUGCAGCUUUUCGUCUGUUCUGGUGCUCUGAUUCACAAGCAGUUUGUUCUAACUUCUGCUCACUGUGUGGCUAUAACAAAUACAGAUUUCUCGGCAUCUUUGGGCGAGUGGGAUUUAUCUGAUGAAGCACAUCAUGUCUUUGACACGGAGUUGAUAAAGAUCGUGGACAUCAUAAUCCACCCAGGCUACAAAAUCGGUGCUGGUGAACACAAUGACAUUGCCUUGCUUCGUCUGGAACGUAGUGUCGAUAUUGUCAGCCACCCUCAUAUAGGCUUGGGAUGUGUACCAUCACCGGAGCUCUUCUAUCAGCAUCAGGGACCGUGGGAAUGCUUCACCCUUGGCUGGCCAGAGCAAGCUCUUAAGGAGAGGAGAGUUCUUCAGAGAUUGGAAACUGAUUUGAUACCUAAGAGGAAGUGUCUUGCUUACAUGAAGAACUUGGCCCCUAAUUACUACAAUCCAGCAGCAUUCGGCUAUGGUGCAGCUGAAUAUGGCUAUGACAAGAAGUAUGGCUAUCAUCAUGUGGCUUACAAACAACAUGGUUAUUUCGACUCAAGAAUACCGGACCUGUUCUGCACUGAAACGUAUGGAAGUGAUGAUUGCAUUAGUGACAAUACAGCCAUUCUUGUCUGCCGGAAGCCUAGGUUUGAUUUCGGCAACCCAUUCUCCUCCAAUGAGGAAUACCAUCAGCAAAGGAGUGGUCCCUCGAGGUACGAUUUUGCCAACAGUAGGAUCGUAAACUCCUAUGGCCAGAACAGGUUCGACGCGGACCAGUGGUACGUGAUGGGUCUUCGUCACUCUCUCUCGAGGUGUGGGCACAGGGGGAGGGGAGGUCCUGGUCCGUAUGGCCCUUAUGGGAAGAUAUACACGGAACCCUAUCAGUUGUUCACUCCCGUCAGUGACUACCUUUCGUUUAUUCACUCCCACACAGAUACUGUCCGUGUUUAAUUUGUAGUUGUGUUGUGUAAGGUUUUUAAUAAAUAUUUUAGAAUGUAUAUAUUCUUUUUAAUAAAAGUGGCUUGAAGAUGA
Macrobrachium nipponense is the source of this 2534-nucleotide messenger RNA. RefSeq lists its product as uncharacterized. Gene Ontology annotation, biological process: proteolysis. The record is from RefSeq and is a predicted model, not a curated record. Lineage: Eukaryota; Metazoa; Arthropoda; Malacostraca; Decapoda; Palaemonidae. Bases 648 to 2453 code for a protein of 601 amino acids. Gene Ontology annotation, molecular function: serine-type endopeptidase activity. The transcript is spliced from 17 exons.